CAGCUUUGAUAAUUUGGUGCAAGGUGCAAGUAUGGCCGCUAGCUUACUCAUCUUAUUGUGUCAUUACGGAUAAAUCUGUGAUUUGUUUUGUAUACAUGUUAAUAAUGAGUUUCUACUCCUUUUUGUAGAGAUUUAUUGUGUUAUAUCUUAAUCCUAUAGAAUAAUCCAAGUGUACCUAUGCCUGAACUGAAGGAUGUGUAGUUUAUUUUUAAAAAAGGUGGUCCUCAUCUAACAUAAAUAACUUUCUGAAUCGUGUGCACAGUGUUUUAGAUUGUUAACUUAUUCAGUUCUAAAACUGAUAUAUAAUUUAUGUUAAGUUGAACUUUCAAGAUAAUAAUCAAUUUACUUGUUAACAUGAUUUUGAAAAGCUAAGAUAUUUACAAUAGGUCACUUGAAACAGCUGAUUUUGUUGGUUAUGUUUUAAAUCCUCAAAGGAAAACAUCACUGUUUUCAUUUCAAAAGUUAUUUGACUUAAUAAAUACCAUAUAAUAUGGAGGAGAAGAGGGAAAGUGAGAGUGAAAAUACCCCAACAGACCAAUCUUGUGUCCCAAAAUCAAAUUUUAAAUAUGAUUGGUAUCAAACUGACACUCAUGUCACGGUAAAUAUUUUGAUCAAGAACUUAAGCAAGGAUGAUGUUGAGAUUAAUUUUGAAGAAAAAUCAUUUACUCUUGAUCUACUUAAAGAUGAAUCAUUUUCUUUAAAUCUAUUCAAACCUAUUGCUCCAUCAAAAUGCACAUAUCGUAUAACGCCAACAAAGGUAGAGUUAAAAUUGAAAAAAUUAAAUGAAGAUUUUUGGUCUGGACUUGAAGCAGUUAAAGGGCCUGAAGUGAAGGAAACACCAUUGCCUCUUGCUAAACAUAACUGGGAUAAAUUUGUUGAGACUGAACUUAAAGAUGACCCAGCUCAAGGAGAAGCGGCCCUCAAUGAACUUUUUCAAAAGAUCUACUCUGAGGGAAGUGAUGAAGUUAAAAAGGCAAUGAACAAGUCUUUUCUAGAAAGUGGAGGUACUGUUUUAAGUACAAACUGGAAUGAAGUUGGUGACAAAACAGUGGACAUUAAACCCCCAGAUGGUAUGGAAUGGAAGAAAUGGGAUCAACCUUAGUUUGUUCAGUAAUUUUUAAUGUACUUCAGUUUCAUAACUUUCGGAUCUAACUAAACCAUAUAAAAUUAUUGUUUAAUUUUAAUCAAUACAAGGCUCUAAUUUUACUUGAAGUGUGAAUUGUAAGGCCAGUUUAAAGAGGUUGAUUAAGUAAUCAAGUUCACGUUUGUUAAUUUACUGAAAUAAAAAGCUCUUUAUUAAA
Homalodisca vitripennis (glassy-winged sharpshooter) is the source of this 1301-nucleotide messenger RNA. It is a transcript of the gene Sgt1, whose product is annotated as protein SGT1 homolog. The transcript has a single exon. Gene Ontology annotation, biological process: protein stabilization. Bases 491 to 1102 code for a protein of 203 amino acids. NCBI's taxonomy places the organism in Eukaryota, Metazoa, Arthropoda, Insecta, Hemiptera, Cicadellidae. The record is from RefSeq and is a predicted model, not a curated record. Gene Ontology annotation, molecular function: protein-folding chaperone binding.